Messenger RNA from Camelina sativa (false flax), 2714 nucleotides. Its product is annotated as homeobox-leucine zipper protein HDG4. Gene Ontology annotation, molecular function: DNA-binding transcription factor activity, RNA polymerase II-specific; lipid binding; DNA binding. Gene Ontology annotation, biological process: regulation of DNA-templated transcription. The record is from RefSeq and is a predicted model, not a curated record. NCBI's taxonomy places the organism in Eukaryota, Viridiplantae, Streptophyta, Magnoliopsida, Brassicales, Brassicaceae.
UUCUUUUUUUUCUCUCUUCAGUUUCUCUCUGAAGCCAAAACAAGAUAAAGUAUUGAGAGUGAAGACGCAAAAAAGAUGAAGUGAAAAACAAAAUCCUUGAACUCUCUCUCUCUCUCUCACUCUUCUUUGUGUUUUCUUCUUCUGAUUUUGUAAUAAAAAUGGAAACGAAAGACAAAACCGUGAUGUACGGAGAUUAUCAAGUGAUGAAGUCUAGCGAAGAUGUUUCAUAUUCCGAUUCCGACAAGAUUUUCGGUUCAACCUCUUCUUCGUCUCCGACAGCAACAAUCCAAAACCCUAAUCUCAAGUUUACUGCUUUCGAUAACCUUAAUUUUCCUUACAUGACACCGAAAGAAGAAGAGUACGGGGUGAUGAGCAUGAUCGGAAGCGGGUCGGGUGUGUCAACCGGGUCGGGUCAUCAUUACCUGGUGGAGACUACUGCAAUCGAAGAAGAGUCCUCUGCUGCUAAGAAGAGUCGUUACCAUAGGCACACUGUUCAUCAGAUUCAAGAAAUGGAAGCAGUGUUUGAAGAAACUUCUUAUCCGAGUGAAAACAAAAGAUUGAGAUUAAGUGAAGGACUUGGUCUCACGCCUCUACAAGUCAAGUUUUGGUUUCAAAACAAACGUACCCAAAUCAGGGCACAACAAGACAGAAGAGCUAAUGUAAUGCUGAAAGCAGAGAACGAUACUCUUAAAAUUGAGAGUCAAGAACUUCAGUCAAGUUCACAGUGCCUCUCUUGCUCUUCUUGUGGCAACAACCUCCGCCUCGAAAACACUCGCCUCCGCCAAGAGCUUGAUCAGUUACGCCGCAUCGUUUCGAUGAGGGUCGACCCUCCUCCUCCUUCACAAGAGAUUGCCUGUUUCUUCCCGGAGACUGAUAACAACGACGACGUGUUGAUUGCAGAAGAAGAAAAGGCUAUUGCGAUGGAACUUGCAGUUUCUUGCUGUCAAGAAUUAAUUAUCAUGUGUGAUGUCAAUGAGCCCUUGUGGACUAAGAAGAGAUUAGACAAUGAGAGUGUGUGUCUGAACGAGGAAGAGUAUAAGAAGAUGUUCUUAUGGCCUCCAAUGGAUGAUGAUGAUCGUUUUCGCAGAGAAGCUUCAAGAGCUAAAGCAGUUGUCAUGAUGAACAGCAUGACCCUCGUCAAAGCAUUCCUUGAUGCUGAUCAGUGGUCAGAACUGUUCUGCCCGAUAGUGUCAAGCGCCAAAUUGAUUCAGGUCAUAUCUUCUAAAGUGUCUGGAACAAAUGGUUCUCUUCUUCUGAUGUAUGCAGGGUUACAAGUAGUAUCUCCAUUACUACCAACAAGAGAAGGUUACUUUCUUCGAUAUUUGGAGCGAAAGGCGAAAAAAGUAAAAUGGAUAAUUGUAGAUUUCCCGAUCGAAAGCUUCCGCGGUUUUGUCAAACCAGCUUCAACUGCUGCUACUACUACUAUUGGACUAUACCGGAGAAAACCUUCUGGUUGCAUCAUUCAAGAAAUGGCUAACGGAUACUCUGAGGUCACAUGGGUAGAGCACGUGGAAGUAGAAGAGAAGCAAGAACAGGACGAGGUGGUUAAAGAGUAUGUGAAGAGCGGUGUAGCCUUUGGCGCUGAACGAUGGCUAGCUGUGUUGAAGAGACAGUGUGAAAGGAUGGCUAGUCUCAUGGCUACAAACAUCACUGACCUUGGAGUGUUUUUUUUGUUUUUUUCAGUGAUACCUUCUGUAGCAGCGAGGAAGAACUUGAUGAAGCUGUCACAGAGAAUGGUGAAAACUUUUUGCCUGAACAUAAGCAAUUCGUACGGACAAGCAUCAACAAAGGACACAGUGAGAAUCGUAACCAGGACAGUUAGUGAUGGUUUUGUUCCUUGUGCCGUGUCAGUCACGUAUCUUCCUUAUUCUCAUCACAAAGUCUUUGAUCUUCUCCGUGACAAUCAACGUCUCUCUCAGCUGGAGAUCUUGUUCAAUGGGAGUUCAUUUCAAGAAGUUGCCCAUAUCGCUAAUGGAUCACAUCCUGGAAACAACACCUCUCUUCUUCGGAUCAAUAUGGAGAGCAACACAUGGCAUAAUGUAGAGUUGAUGCUUCAAGAAACUUGCACCGAUGACUCCGGCAGUCUCCUCGUGUUCUCCACCGUCGACGCCGACGCAUUUCAGCUCGCUAUGAACGGCAAGGAUCCUUCUAACAUUCCUCUUUUGCCCGUGGGGUUCUCUGUUGUUCCAGUGAAUCCAUCCGAUGGCGUCAAGGGCACUUCUGUGAAUUUGCCUUCGUGCUUUCUCACCGUUGCAAUACAGGUCUUGGUGAAAAACACCUCCGGCGCCGAUGCAAAACUAGAUCUUUCCACUGUCUCCGCCAUCAACAACCGUAUUUGCGCCACUGUCAACCGUAUCACAUCCGCGCUGGUGAACGACGUCAGUAAUUAAGGGAACAUUUGGAGGGUAUUUUGGUAAAUAUUGCGCAGCUAAAAAACUUGAUUAGGUAAUGUAAUUUUGGUCGACGAGGGUAAAUUCGAUCCGGUAUAAAGGGUAAAAACAGUAGUUUUACUACCUUAAUUUUUGGGGGAGUCAAGAACGAACCUAAGGCAUGAUGACAUUUUUUGGUGAAUCGGGUUUUACCCGGUUUUAAAAAUGCUUGACUGGUUCGGGUAUUGACUUACAAACUUGGAUAAACCAUAACGGUUUGGUUUGGUAUUAUGGUUUUGUUCUUUUUGUUGCAAGUUUAAUGCUAAUAUUAUUAUUAUGUCUUAA